This is a messenger RNA of Lepisosteus oculatus (spotted gar), 1387 nucleotides long. Its product is annotated as galectin-9-like. Gene Ontology annotation, biological process: negative regulation of CD4-positive, alpha-beta T cell proliferation; negative regulation of type II interferon production; positive regulation of gene expression. Gene Ontology annotation, cellular component: nucleus; cytosol. Gene Ontology annotation, molecular function: galactoside binding; carbohydrate binding. NCBI's taxonomy places the organism in Eukaryota, Metazoa, Chordata, Actinopteri, Semionotiformes, Lepisosteidae. The record is from RefSeq and is a predicted model, not a curated record.
UUAUUGCAGCUGGGGAAAACGAAACUUAAGAUAACAGGCUCGACCUUGCAUAAAUACACCCACUUGCUCUGGUGGAACUUCGCCGGACAGCAGCGCACCAACUGGAUCCGAUGGCUUUCUAUAACCAACAGCCCUUCCUCAGCCCGAAAAUCCCCUUCACGGGCUCUAUCCAGGGGGGCCUGCAGGAAGGGAAGGCGAUCACGGUGACGGGACGAGUCCUGCCCGGCGCCGAGAGGUUCCACGUGAAUCUGCAGUGCGGCUCCCGCAAGAACCCACGCGCCGACAUCGCCUUCCACUUCAACCCGCGCUACGAGGGCUUCCAGGACUACGUGGUCUGCAACACUCUGCAGAACCAGUCAUGGGGGGCAGAGGAGCGCAAGUACGAGAUGCCCCUGGCCAGGGGUACCCCCUUCACCCUCAUGAUCAUGGUCAACCGUGACACGUACAUGGUGGCCGUCAACGGAAGCCACUUCCUGGACUUCAAGCACAGGAUCUCCAUCAGCAGUGUGGACACCAUCUCGGUGGAGGGCGGCGUGGAGGUGAACUCCAUUGCAUUCCAGAACCCCAUGCCUCAGUUUGCUGCUCAGCCUUCCUUCCCAGUACUGCAGGGCAGAAACCAACCUAGAAACCAACCUAGAAACCAACCUAGAAACCAACCUAGAAACCAACCUAGAAACCAUCCUAGAAACCAACCUAGUAACCGAUCACAUCUCAAACAAGUUUCCUCUGCAUUUGCUAUGCCGGCUUAUGGAAUGCCACCUCCUGCCUACACUCCUCCACAGACCUACGCUGUGCCGUAUAAGACCUUCAUUCCCGGAGGCCUCUGUCCUGGCAGGAUCAUCACCAUCCAGGGGCGCGUCAAGCCUCAGGCCAGCAGGUUCCACAUCAACCUGCGCUUCCAGUACGGGAUUGCCUUCCACUUCAACCCCCGGUUCGGCGAGAACACGGUGGUGAGGAACACGCAGCUGCAGGAGAAGUGGGGCCAGGAGGAGCGUGGCGGGAGCAUGCCCUUCAUACCAGGCCACAACUUCCUGGUGGUAAUUAUGUGCGAUAGUCAGUGCUACUCUGUGGCAGUGAACAGCAGUCAGGUGUUCACCUACCGCCAUCGCGUCUCCGAGCUGCAGAAGAUCGACAUCCUGGAGGUGGAUGGCGACGUGGACCUGACCUCUGUGACGUUCUGAUACCAGACUCCCUGAGCUACAGGCCACACCCCCGCAGCAAGAUCAGCAAGACAGAGCUCACCGAUUUCUGCAGGCAGCCACAAUUAUGGUAUUUUUCAUGCUGUGUUUUGUUUGUGCUUACCUUUCUAUAGUAAAUCUACCGGGCUUCGACGGAUUUUUUACCUUCUUCAGCUGAAUAAAAGUGUAAGAACAGUUGUCCAGCUGUA